UUUUGUUUUUGUUUUUCUUUGCUUAAACCGGAGAGACACCCUCUCCAUAAAUUUAGUUUUGAUCCGUCUGGGUUCCUUGAAGAAAAUAAAAACCAAUUCCAUUCAUAUUCUUCUUCAUACGUUGAUAAGAAUCCUUACGAGGACGAGAUCUUCCUAACGUCUUUGAUCUUCUUCAAUAGGAGAUAAUUCUGAUUUGGUCGAAGAUGUUGGGAGAUUUCAUCAUCAGACUCCUUGUAUUAAUAUUAGGGUACACAUACCCAGCAUUCGAAUGCUUUAAAACGGUGGAGAAGAACAAAGUUGAUAUCGAGGAACUCAGAUUUUGGUGCCAAUACUGGAUACUUUUGGCGCUAAUUUCAUCAUUUGAGAGGGUUGGCGAUUUUUUUAUCUCAUGGUUACCGUUAUACGGAGAGAUGAAAGUAGUCUUUUUCGUAUAUCUCUGGUACCCUAAAACAAAGGGAACGAGACAUGUAUAUGAGACAUUGUUGAAGCCAUACAUGGCUCAACAUGAGACAGAGAUUGACAGAAAGAUUAUGGAGUUGCGAGCUCGAGCUUGGGACUUUUUCAUCUUCUACUUCCACAACUUUGCCCAGGCUGGUCAAUCGACCUUGAUCCAGGGUUUUCAGUACGUACUCGCCCAAUCGGUCCGGUUCUCUGCCGCUGCAGCUAACCAACCGCCGAUGGAGCGGAACGUGAACAUGAACGCCCAGUCACCGGUGGAGAUGGACAAUGAUCCGCCGUCACCGCGUGCUCCAAGACCGCUGAACAAAUCACUAUCUGCGUUGCGAUCGCUAGAGAAGCAAACAAGCAGAGGGAGGAAGUGGCCACCACCAACACCACCACCAACACCAGGCCGAGACUCAGCCGGGACAUUCAACGGUGAAGAUGGAGUCAACAUUCCCGAUACAAUUCCGGGAUCACCCCUGACCGAUGCUCGAGCUAAGCUCCGACGUUCUAACUCCAGAACUCAGCCCGCGGCAUAGUAACGUAAACGUACAUAUACGUGACUCGACAAAGAAACCCUUUUCGACUUGUUUAAAGAUAUAUAGGGAAAGAAAAGUGAAUGAAAGUUUUGAAUUGAAGCAAAACAGAUUGAUUUAUUUUUUCGUGUUUUUUUGUAAAUUGAAGCAGUAAGUAUUAAUACAGCGAGAAUAUUUGU
Messenger RNA from Arabidopsis arenosa, 1156 nucleotides. The record is from the annotation of a GenBank genome assembly. Lineage: Eukaryota; Viridiplantae; Streptophyta; Magnoliopsida; Brassicales; Brassicaceae.